Molecule: messenger RNA, 968 nt
Organism: Nomia melanderi (Alkali bee)
Lineage: Eukaryota; Metazoa; Arthropoda; Insecta; Hymenoptera; Halictidae
Product: succinate dehydrogenase assembly factor 2, mitochondrial
Biological process (GO): mitochondrial electron transport, succinate to ubiquinone; protein-FAD linkage; tricarboxylic acid cycle
Cellular component (GO): mitochondrion
Source: RefSeq, a predicted model, not a curated record
AAGAACGUAAUCGUUACUUUCUGGCUUCACCGUGAUGAGAAGCAGAACUAUAUCUAAUUUAUAUAUAAUAUGUAUAAUUUUGUAAUGUAUAAGUAUAAACAACUAUAUUAUGUUAACCAUGAAUUUCCGAAUAAAAAUAAUCCAAUGGAUAAGCUUUAAAAAACAACUAUAAGUAACGUAACUUUUACAGUUAUAUAUACAUACUUCUUUCGAUCAAUGCCAGUAUAUAUUAUGAUAGUACAUUUUCCUUAACCUCAUAAGAUAGAGUUAUAAAUUUUGUUUUCUGAACUCGAAAGAUACAAUAACAGAAUGAAUGUUUUUAUAAGAUCUGCUGUAUCAGUUGUAAAACCGGUACCAUUGGUAAGAUGUAUUUCAAUAAAUUGUACAGCAUAUAAAAAUGAAUCUAAAGACAUAAUUCAUCUGGAAAGUCAUGAACCUUAUAUACCGCCGUAUGUUGAACGUAAUGAAGAAAGUACAACAACUAAAAAAGCCAGGCUAAUAUAUCAAUCUCGUAAGAGAGGUAUGUUAGAAAACGGCCUACUUUUAAGUACAUUCGCCAAAAAAUAUUUAUCUGAUUUUAAUGAUGAACAAUUACAACUGUAUGACCGUCUCAUAAAUUUACCAUCAAAUGAUUGGGACAUAUUCUAUUGGGCCACAGGAGCAAAACCCACCCCACCUGAAUUUGAUAACGAAGUCAUGAAUUUAUUAAAGAAGCAUAUUAAAAAUGAGGAUCGUCAAGCAAGAAUAAUGCAACCUGAAUUAUAAAUAAGAUAACACGUAGUUACAAGGUAGUUUAUUAUUUUAAUCGCAGAUUUAUCUUCUAAUGUACUGUUGUCAAAAAAGAUAUGCUAUUACAAUGAAUUUUUAUUUAUUAAUUUAAAUAGUAAAAAUAUAUAUUUUGUGAAUAUGUAUAUAAAUAUACAAUAAUUCUUGUAAAUUUAGUUUAAAUAAAAAAUAUAUAAUCUGUU